Messenger RNA from Prorocentrum cordatum, 8598 nucleotides. The record is from the annotation of a GenBank genome assembly. NCBI's taxonomy places the organism in Eukaryota, Dinophyceae, Prorocentrales, Prorocentraceae.
CGCCUGGUCGGGGACCCCGAAUCGCCAGAGGGUUCCCCCGUGGAAGAGGGAGCAGCAGUCGGCAGCAGCUACGUGGUGUGUGACGGGUGCAGCAGAUGGCGCUACUGCAAGAAUAUCACCAGCAGGGGCGACCUCUGCAUCUGCGGCAAGAACCUCGCCUGCCUCGUCCCCGACGGCCAUGUCUUCCGUGACGACGAUGGUGGGUGGCUGGCAGCACAGCCCCAAGGAGGAACCUCGCCCAGGAUCAGUUGGGCAGAUGGUUGGCAGCCAGGUGGUGGUGCAGGCGGGAAAGGACAAGGAGGCCAACGCCAGCCACCACCUCACGACAAGACUGUCGACCUCAAGGCUGCCGCCGCAGCAGCUUACAGCAAGCUCAGCAAGGACGACCCGCUCAGGCAGCACUACGAGGCCCUCUGGCCAGAGCUCGCCGCAGCCAAGCCACCAGCAGAUCAACCAGUCGUUGGAUUCAAGGCAGUGGAGGCAGCUGCUCGACGCUUGGGCAAACUCCAGAAGAAAGUACGAUCGGCAGGGGAGCAAGUUGAGAGUGCCCAGCAGUACUUGGCUGAGAGUGAACGCAAGCUUCGUGAAGCCAUGGAAGCCUCCAUUGCAGCCGAAGAUGAGUUCGACAAGCUCAAGGCCACAGUCGGCAAGCAAGAGGCACCAGCUGAACCUGCAGCCGAGAAGCCAACUCUGGCAGCCCUCCUGGAGCAGUUCGAGCAUGAGCCUGACGACUUCCACAAGUGGUCCGAGCCUGACAACGAGGCCUGGCGGGCAGCAAAGGCCACAGGCGAGCGCAUGGCCCAGACGGUCAAGGAGCACGAGGAGGAGACGGCGAAGCACCUGCGACUACUGGAGGAAGAAACGGCCAGGCACCAGGAGCAGCUGCGCCAGCUCGAGCAGCCCCUCAGCGAGGCGCCACCACAUGCACUGAGGCAGCAGGGACAGCCGCCGCGGCUGCGCCCACCGGCGCCGCAGCAGCUGCCCAACCAGAAGCAGGCGCAGCAGAACAUGACAAAGCAGAAGAACGCCGAGCCAGAGUGGAGGCCCACACCCAGGAGGCGCGAGAGAAGGUCUCGCAGGCUAGGCGCGCCGAGACAGUCGUCGACGCAGAAGGGCAAGGUGACCACUCAGCAGGGUAGCCGCCCCAAGGCGAGCGCGAAGAAGGCUCGCCGCCCGUGCCGCAUUGACUUCUUCAACGUCAUGACCUGGGGCCCCCAGGCACAGGGCUACCUCGUGGAGGCCAACAAUACCAAGGACAGGGGCAUCAUUGGCAUCGCGGAGCACCACCUCCGCCAUCCUGCGCAGAUUAGCAAGGCAAGAGCGGCGCUCAGGAGGAAUGGCAUGCACAGCUACUGGACCAAGGCACGGCCAGGAGAAGGAGAAGGCACUCGAGGAGGCACGUGUGCCAUCACGCGAGGAUCCUUGGACAUCCAGGACAGGAUCGCGGGUUUCGAUGAGCACUACCUGCACGAGGACGGCAGUGACGUCACGGUGGUGAUCUCCAACCUGCACAAGGUCCGUUUCGCAGUGGCUUUCGUCUACCUUGAGUGUGGGACGGGCUUUGGAGAGAGGAACGUCGACAUCCUCUGCGACCUGCGGGAGAAGAUGGCCGUCUGGGGAGGGCCCUGGGCAGCGCUUGGGGACUUCAACAUGACGCCGUCGGAGCUCAACAACAGCAUUUGGCCCAGGGUGCUGAAUGCUCAGGUAGCUGCGGCGGAGGAUGGCGCCCCCACAUGUUCCCCAGCAGUAGGUGAGGCCAGGUGCAUCGACUUCGCGCUGAUAUCGCAGGGCCUGGCGCCGUAUUUCGACCAGCUGGAGCUGCUCAGGACCGCGCCGUGGAAGCCGCACAUCGGCAUCCGCUUGAAGCUGAAGGGGCGGCCUCUCAUGCUCAAGGGCGGGGUACUUCGCAGGCCAGCAGCCAUUAAGCCGCCAGUCACAGUCGAGAGAACGCCGAAGUCCAGAGCCGCUUGCAGACGAGCGGCGCGCGGAGGCCAGGAGGCCAUGCGCCGACGUCAGCAAGCGUUGGCAGAGGCAGGACGCGACCUGGACGAGAACGACAUGGAGCCAGUGCCGCAGCUGCACUACGACAAGGAGGUCCAGCACGUCAUCCCUGACGAGCUGUGGCAGGCCACCUCCGAGCGGGUCAGCGCGCGCGCCUACGACGAGUUGCCCCAGCACUUGCAGCACACAGUCGUCGGCAAGAUGAUGGAGCGGGACAUGCUGGACCUGGGGCAACAGUACGACCGCUUCGCAAGCACCCUCGAGCUCAGCCUGCGCGAGAGCAUCGGCAUCCCAGAGGAAGAGCGUGGACGACAUCUCGGGCACAGCAGGCCCCCGAGCUACAAGAGCGCGAGCAUCAAGGACACCGUCACCUCUACGCCAUGGGCAGGGGUCGAAAGGAAGAUCCACGCGUGGUGGGCGGAGAUCUCCUCCUUGGCGCGGCAGCUCUCGCACCAUGAUGCCCGAGCGCAGGAGGCAGCAGCAAGUCGACAGGGCAAGACCCAGGCACUUCCCGAUGAGGACUCAGGAGGUGGACAGGGCCCGUCGGCGUCGGAGCUUGGCCCCGUCAUGUCUGGCAGCCAGGUAGGACGCGUCCUGGACCUCCGAGACGGGCACAGCUUGCCAAGAGACGAGGGCGAGGCGGCCUGGCCCAGAGAAAGAGGACGCAACACCAUGGACAUCCAAGAUCACGACCCCUUCGAGGACGAGGAGGACUACUUGGAGUACCGCCAGGAGAUCGCAGACCAGGAGAACAGCGACGGGUACCACCAGCACAUCGAGGGGCAGCAGGACAGGCUUGAGUUCGGCCAGACCGUCCGCCGACGUGCAGCUGGAUCUGCCUUUCCCCCACCAGCAGGACGCAGCACCAUGGGCGCCCAAGACCACGACCCCUUCGAGGAGGAGGAGGACUGCCUGCAGCAUCGCCAGGAGACCGCAGAUCAGGAGGACUGCGACGGGCAUCACCAGCUCAUCGAGGGGCAGCAGGACAGCAUCGACUACGGCCAGACCGUUCGUCGUCAUGCAGCUGGAUCAGGCCCAGAGGCAGAGGAGCCACGCGAUAUGGGCCUGCCCCCACCAGACCUCUGGAAUGAUGACCAGCACCAGCGGGAGCGGGAAGACUACGUGGCCAUGAGAGACGACUUGGAGCACUGGGCGGCCAUCUGGAUGGAUAACUCGGUGCAGCUCCCCACGGACAACAGCAACUGGAUGCAGAUCUGUGUGCCGUUCCUGGAGACCAUCUUGGGUGGCGGAGGCAACAAUGGCAUGGUGAGGCUGCUCAGGCGCAGGUACCAGCAGGUCCGCACCCACAGCGGCCACCAGACGCAGCAGCAGAUCAACACAAGACGGCAGCUCGCGCAGCAGCUCAACCAGCUUGACCCAGGCAGGCUGAGCGAAGAAGGUGCAGCCAAGGACCAGCAGCAGGCCCUCCUCACAGACCUGCACGCGAUAGCAGAGGGCGCCCUCGUGGACCCAGGGACGAUCAGCAGGGUAGCAGAGGAGGUUAAGAGCAUGGCCAAGCUACUCACAAAGGCGGUGAAGAAGGCGUACAGCCACUGGGUGCACGACGCCACGGCAGGCAGUGCGAAGAUGGCCCACGCCUACACCAAGGCAGCGGAGCGCAGCCACCUGGAGGACAUCCUUGAGCACGAGGGCCAGGUCAUCAACCACCCGCAGCAGCUGGUGGACUUGCGCAAAGAGGCAUGGCAACGCAGGUGGACACGAGAUGCGCAGAAGGCCGAGAGGAGCCAAGAGGCGCUGGCCAAGCUGAGGCAGGCGGCCUUGGCCCAAGAGAAUGCCCCCGAGCCCAUCAGCAAGGACAUCAUCGGCUCCAUCACCCAGCACCUGAAGCGCAAUGCUGGCCAAGGAGCGGACUGGUGGAGGGCUCCAGAGCUCAAGGCCAUGGGCGCCCAGGGGCUGGAAGACUUCGUGCAGUGCCUGACCAGCUGUGAGCAACGGGCAGCGUGGCCGUGGCAAUUCUACUUGGUGCUGGAGCUGCUGCUGGGCAAGAAGCCAGGAAUCGGCGGUGAGCGCCCCAUCGGCCUCAUGCCCAUGCCGUACCGCAUCUGGAGAGUCUUCUACGACGCGGCAAACUUCUACGACAACAUAGGCCUCGACCAGCUGAUCGAGAAGGCCAGCGCCCUCCAGUACCCGUUGCUGCCGCUGGCAAUGGCCGUGCAGAUGUACCUUGCGCCCAGGGCCAUCAUGGCCCACAGCCUCUUCUCGGACAUCUUCGAGCCUGCCAACAGCAUGGUAGCUGGCUGUGGCCAAGCGGUCGACCUCACCAGACCGCUCUUGUAUGGCAUCCUGGAUGCAGCGCACAGGCACCACAUCUUCGUCGUCAUGCAGCAGUACCUGGACGACUUGGCCCUGCAGGUAGAGGGUGCGCGGCGGCAGGUCAUUGACCAGAUCAAGCACGUGGCAGCGCUGGUGCACGAUGGAUUCAAGCAGCUCUCGAUACCCAUCUCCGUCAAGACGGCAGUGGUGGCCUCGGACAAGGACCUCCAGGCAGAAGUCGCCAGCAUCCUGGACAGCCUGGGCACCCCCAACAAGCAACCAGGUGUAGUGCGCGACCUCGGCGUGGACACCAGCCUCGGCAAGCAGCUGCGGCGACCCACCCAUGCCGCGCGCCAGGCCAAGGCCAAGCAGAGGGUGGCCAAGCUCAAGGACCUAGCGAAGACGGACGCCAGAGGCGCGGCAAAGGUCUAUUCAGCAGGGGCCUACUGCCAGCAGGCCUGGGACUUGCCAGCGCACGGCAUCACGCCCACGGAGGCGAAGUCGGUCAGGGCUACGGGGGCAGCGCUCCUCACAGGCGGACACAAGGCUGGACGCUGCACGUCCACCAUCCUCCUGAUCCAGAGGGGGACGCAAGAGGCAGUAACCCGAGCCAUCGGCGGCCAGAUCAAGCAGUUCUGGCUCACCAUAGUCGACCACCCGACGGAGCUCAAGAGGUACCAGAGAGGUUGGCUCCUGCUCUACGCCAAGCUGGACGCCCUGGAACCCAACCGCCGGUGGCAGCAGGUCAAGGGGCCUAUGGCAGGGGUCAUCGCGCAGCUGCUUGGGUUAGGCUGGAUACCGCGACGCCUGGACAGCUGGAUCAGCCCAGCAGGAGACGAGUGGGCCUACAAGCCAGAUGACAUUCCUCACUUCGGCGCGCUCCUGCAUGAGGUCCAGCAGAGCGCGCAGCAGCAGCUCUGGCAGCAGGCAGCUGGCCAUCGCAGUGGAGAAGGACUUCAGGCUGGAGGCGACCUCUAUCAGCUGCAGCGCCACCUGAGGAGGAGGAGGCGCAAAGGACAGCAUGCAGAGGCAGCCAUGCUGGAGACCAUAGCGGUGGCGGGUAUCUGGACCAGGGAGCGUCGCAGGGCGGCCAACCUCAACCAAGAAGGCGACGACACCUGCGCGAGAUGCGGCGAGGCGAUCGAGACAGAGGAACACCGCUACUACGCAUGCCCUGCCAACGCAGAGAUAGGGCACAGCAAUGACACCGACCUGGCGAAGAAGGCGAAAGACGCGCUGGACCAGCGGCAAGACCUGCACUUCUGGCUCCGCGGCACCCCGCCAGCGGCCUGGGCAGCCAAGGUCGACCCAGACGAGGACGCGGCGAAGGCGGCGCAGAUCUUCUGCACCAGCGAAGAGGCUCAGGCGGCAGCCCAGUCAGGGUACAAGGUUCGAGCAGACUAUGUCUUCACGGACGGCUCAGGUGGUGCAGGGGAAACGGCCAAGGACCCCCGCCUCAGACGCUGCGGCUGGGCAGUGGUGGCCUCCAGGUUCGACGAGCAAGGACGCCCGCAGGAAGUGGCCGCCUGGUACGGCACGAUCAGGGCACCGCACACGGUGCCGCGGGCAGAGCUCACCGCCAUGAGCAAAGCCGUCGGGUACACCACGGCGGCGACGGCCAGGGGGCUCAACAUAGUCAGCGAUUGCAAGUACGCCCUGGACGCACUCAAGCAGAUCCAGGAUCCUGAGGACCUGGACUACAGGAGCACGAACUACGACCUCUGGCUCCAGACGAAGCAGCAGCUGCAGAACAGCACGGACACCAUCAUGGGCCACCACAUCCCAAGCCACCUGAUUGAGCACCCAGCCGAGCUGGAGAGGUGGAAUGGUCCCACCUGGUGGGUCAUUGGAAACGAGAUGGCAGACAAGUACGCAGGCUGGGGAGCGGAGCAUGGAGCACUGGAUCCAGCCAUCAUCGCGCAGCAGCAGAUCAGGGACCAUAUCACCAUGGCGGUGCAAAACCGGCUGCUGGCCAUCAACAUGGCGGUGGCGGUGGAGGACCCCAAUAAGGCCCCUCAGCGUCCCAAGGCCAAGCGCCGAAAGCCGCAGGCGGCAAGGGACAGGGCAGCCCAGCUGGGACACGACUUGCGCAAGCUACAUCCGCGAUGGUGGUGUGCAACGUGUCGCAGUGGCCCAGCCAAAGGACAAAACAUCAAAGACUGGCUGGCAGAGACGGGAGAAUGCCUCGGGAAGUACGGCGGCCACCAGGACCAACACGGCAACGUCGGGCUCGACUUCAAGGCGGUGCAGAUCGGCACGCAGGUGGUGCACGUCUCCCACAAGACGCAGUUCACCCAUGGCUGGCUCUGGUGCGAGAAAUGUGGCGGCACCAGCUACCUUGGGGACCACAAGAGCAGGAUCGUGGCAGGAGCGAAGCCAGCAGCAGACCCAGCUGAUGAGGUUCUCAACGAGAUCACCAUGCCUGGUGAUUUCAAGCUCGGCCUGAGUAACCACGAGGCGAUCGACCUGGACGGGGGCAGCUCAGAGGCAGGGGACCCGCAGCCAGCUCCACAGCUGCCACCCAGCCAUCCGCACUCUGUCGUCCAAGCCAGCUGGAGGCUCGUGGACCACAUGGAGGGCUACGCGGAGCAGUGGAUGAACAUGGUCGACCAAGAGGUCUGGGACGACAUGGACGACUGGAUGGAGCACUGCGUACCGUACCUCCUGGCCAUCACCAAUGUGGGCGGCAGAACGGACACGCAAGAGCAGACCAGGGCCGUCACCGUGCAGGAGCUUCAGCAGAUCAAGGACUUCUGCGAAGAAGUCUGGCGCAACACGCACCGCACGCGACGGAGGCUCAUGACCAGGAUGCUUACCCUCCCGUACGGUACAAGGCAGCAGGCAGCAAGAGUGCACAUGGACGCUUUCCAGAACAGAAGGAACAACAUCCUAGCGCACAGCAUCUCCAGCAGCGAGCGCAGGCCGCUGCCGAGAACAGCGGAGGCCAGCCGAGAGUGGUCACCAGAAAACCUGGACGAUGAUGACUCGACCCCAGACAGUGGAGCCCCAGAGCUGGAGGGUGAGCCGAGCAACCAGGAGAUGGAGACCAUGGCAGGACCUGAUCAGAGGAACGACGCCAACAGCCUGAUGCAGACGGUCGUGCAGGUGGCAGUAGCGCUAACCAAGCCAGUGGGGCCCGACCUGAUGAAGUUCGUGAGCGAAGCCGAUGAAGCCGGCCUGCUCCACCCAAGGCUUCGACACAACAAAGGAGAAGCUGACCAGGACCCAGAGCAGGAGGUGGCGUGGCUCGAGAGGAACAGGCUCGAGCAGCUCAUGCAGUCGCUGGCAGGCAGCUGGAUCCAGAAAGAGGGCGAACAGGGCUGGCCAUCGUGGCAGGCUGCGUGCGUGCCCCAUGUGCUGAGGGCGCUGCGGACUGGCGUCUACCAGAGGCUGUUCAGCAACGUGUCAGGGCUGAGCCGCCAGCGCAGCCAGCGCCGAGCGGCGGAGGAGAUCUGCCGCAUGGCAUGGCUCAACAGCGGAGAGGCGCGCAGGCAGAGCCAGCAGCAGGACCCGAAGGAGGCAGAGCGGCGCAGAGCAAUGGCUGAGCAGUUCCUGGGCGUGACUGAGCCAGUGGUGAGGAGCCGCAGCCCGCGACGGAGCACCAUGGACAUGGCAGACCUCGACCACUUCCUUGAAGAGGAGAACAGCGAGGAUUGCCUCCAGCAGCCCGUAGACAAGCAGGACAGCGACGACAACCACCAGCAGAUCCCAGAUGUACAGCACAGCAUAGGGUACCACCUGGCAGACCGCAGAGGACCCCAGCGUGGCGAGGGGUUAGGCCACGGAGGACCCCAGCGCGGUGAGGGGUUAGACCGCAGUGCCAAAGGCAAGCAGAGGCUCGAGGCGGAGGUCCCUGACGAGCCCAGUGAGCAUGACGCGAACUUUUUGACCAACAGUGUGGUAGACAGGACCUCGCAACUAACAGAGCGGACCCAUACCCUGGGAAACCGACAGACUGAACGCGAGGGGGAGGGCUUGGCCCGUGGAUACCACGUGAAUCGCGAACACAGCGAGUGGCAUAGUCGGGGGACCUCGCCUGAGCUAGUGGGCAGUAGCACCGAGGACGGGGACAGUGCGAGACUCGGCGUUCCCCCGCGUGGCGAGGGGUUAGGCCACAAAACUGCGCAGCCCGAGACGACGGCAGACUACGACGACACAGACCUGCAGCGGGACCUGGAUAAGUUUUCCGGAGACUUUCCCCAGCGCGGUGAGGGGUUAGACCGCAUGGAACCCUUGCGCGGCGAGGGGCUAGGCCACGGCAAUCCCCAGCGCGGUGAGGGGGUAUACCGCAGUGCCAAAGGCAAGCAGAGGCUCGAGGCGGAG